CUCAAAACAUAAAUAAUGGAAGAUUUUGAUGAGAAUCUUGAGUUUGAUGACUCUUUCAACAAUCUAGUCAUUGAUAACAAUAAGGAUAACCAAGACUUGUUCGCUCUGAAUACACUGAUUAACGAUUCGAUACAAAAGCCAAACUUGAAGGUUAAAAACACUUCAGAUGAUUCAAAACUUGCCCCGCGAGGGCAUUCCUUGUUGUCUCAUCAAGCUGUGCCUAAUAUAUCAAAGGGUCUUCCUGAAACUAGAGAAGAAAGGAAGAAGUCACUAGAUACAAUCCCUAUCCCAAAAAUUAGCAGACAAAGAAGACCUAGCAGAAAUGAUCCUGAUAUUUACAUAAAAUAAAGCAUUUGGAAAGAAUUUCGAAUUCUCUGAGCAGUAUUUGACAUCUAAGAUAAGUUCUAAUAAAAUAUGCAAGGCUAUCAAGAAGCGAUAUGGGUUUGAGAAAGUUACUAGGUCAACUUUGAAGCAUAUCCUCUAUGAAGGAGCCAGGACUAACCAUAUCCUCAGAAUGAACAAUUCCUGAUUUGAUAAAAUGGUCGAUAUUCUUAACAUUGAUUGAGAUUCAGAUGAAGAAUCUGAAAAAUCACCUGAAAAUAAAGAUGAAAAACCAGAAUUAUUAUUAAAAAAAUCCUCAUCUAAAUUGAGAUCUUCCCAGGGCAGACAUUCGUUAGAUGCAAACUCAGAAGACAACAAGAAUGAUGGGAUUGAAGAAAAGAAGAAAACAUCUGGAACCAAGAAUUCUAACCUAAAUUUCAUCCAGGAAGAGAAGUCUCAGAUUAUGGAUAGCUCUUCAAAUAAUUUUUCACGAGCUGUAGAUUUAUUACAAAAUAUUGUUAAUAUUGAAGAAGAAAAUCUUGAUAUUUUCAAACCAAUCCUUGUCCAAAAUGAUCCCAAAGUGGCACCAAAGCCUCCAGCUACCAGGCACUAUCUUCUCUAUUUAAAACUCAAGGAACAGUAUCAUGAAAUUAUUUUGAAAAUACUAGAGAUAAGAAAAGGAUUUACACAAAAAUUAAUAAAGGACGUUCUCCCAACGCUAACAACCCAGCAAGAUGAAAUUUCUGAAAAUGAGAUGGAAUACGAGCUUUAUACAAACACAAAUGGUAUCGUUAAGCCAAAGUGAUUUGACCUGCGGAAGGACUAUAUCCCUAAGCUGAUCAUCAUCACUACAGCAAGCUUUGGAUGCGCAAUCAUAAUGGGAAUAAUUAUCCUCUUUCAUGAUUACUUUGAUCAAUAUGGCUUCCUACUGCUCAUCAGCAAAAGUUGAUGAGCAGCAAUAGUUUUCCUCAUGACACUCUUGUUGUUCUUUAUAUCUCAUGAUCUAAUGACUUGUAUAAGAAGAAGGUGUAAGAACUUUAUCUCAGGCUGGCUAGACCAUUACUUCAUGAUCCAUAAAUUUUGAGGCUACCUGAUCACUAUUUACGGAAUAAUUCACUCAAUCUGUCAUUUGGCUGGCUCUUUCAGAGUUAUCUCUAGUGCAAAUGAUAUGACAGAAAUUAACAGAGUAACUGGAGGACAAGACUUUGAUGAGGCCCCAGCUUAUUGGGAAUUAUUAUUUUGUACAUUACCCGGAAUUACAGGGUUAAUCUUGCUAUUUGUAAUCUGAGCAAUGGCUAUUACUUCCACAAGGUGAAUACGAAUGAAUUACUUCCAGAUCUUUGGGUACACGCAUAUGGCUCUUUUCCCAAUAUUUUUAAUAACUCUUCUAAUUCACGGGUUAGACUUUUGGUUUACCAUUGUUCUUCCUAUGGCUUUAAUUAUGCUGACACCUGGGACAAUAGGGAUAUUUAUUCAGCAAUUUAUGAGAGUAUUUUCUCACAAAUUUAACAAAUUCUCCAUUAUAGAUAUUUCUGUUUCAAGUGAUUGAACUUACAUGCUGAUGUAUUGAGAAAAGCCAAAGAACUAUCGACUUGUUCAUGGCCAAUAUGUCUUUAUCAAUUGACCUGUGAUCCAUCCUUUGCAAUGGCAUCCUUUUACAGUUGCCUCUUCUCCAAAUAAUCCUCACUUGAUACUAAUGAUAAAGAAAGCAGGGGAUUGGACUGGAAAGUUGAUCCGCCAUCUCUAUGAGUGAAAAUAAAAGGAUGAUGAAGAUGCAUGAGUUUGAUCUUGAAGAGAAUAGCGAAUAUGAUAUGUUUAACCUCCUUCAUGACCUUCAUCAAGAAAUAUCUUUUAAAGCAUCAAAGAAGAGAAAUAAGCUGUUUUACCCAAUGAUCAAGAUAAGCAUGGCUUGAUCAACUCCUAAUGAUACCUUUAUCACUAAAAAGAAUGUGAUAAUGGUAGGAGCUGGUAGUGGGAUCAGCCCAUAUCUUUGACUUCUGGAAGAAGUCAUUCACCAAGAAAAGUUAAAUGUUGAUAAGAAGAAAAGAAGGAAUGCUGAUUUUGAUUUUGACUCUGCAAAACUAAUCUUUAUCUCAAGAGCAGGUGAACAGAUCUCAUGGAUUUCAAACUACCUCUUCCAUAUUAUUAACUCCCCUUGGAUGAUUCCUAAGCUCGAAUUUAAUAUUUUCUUAACACUUGAGAAGAAUUUGAAAACAAUUCCGAGCUUUCUGUUCUGGAGGGCACUCGUGCUGAUAAGCUUAUCUAAAAAUUAUGAGCAACAAAAGAGCUCCAUCCUGCCACAAAUUAGAUAUAACAACAAUGGAAUUUUUGUAGAUAAGGAAGAGUUUCACAAAAGUCCUGUGAAGAUAAUCUUCGGACGCCCUAAUUUCGAAGCCCUAUUUAAGUCCUCAAUCACUGAGGAAGCUAAGAAGAUCUAUGUGUAUUCUACCUCAGGAGCAGGUGUUAACCAGUCUUUGUUCGACACAUGAUACAAGUUGACUAAAGACACAGGAGUCAAGUUCCAACAUAUAUACGAAGCAACUUCUUAAUCCUAGUCAAUAUUUUCCACUUCAAUACAAUGCUUAUGGACUAUGUCAAUCAAAUCUUAACUAGCCAGCUUUAAAUAGAGUUUACUUGCUGUCGAAUAAAAAUCUUAAUUUU
Moneuplotes crassus is the source of this 2982-nucleotide messenger RNA. Lineage: Eukaryota; Ciliophora; Spirotrichea; Euplotida; Euplotidae. The record is from the annotation of a GenBank genome assembly.